AUAUGUAUAGAAAUUGGCUGCGAAAACGUGACAUGCAACAACGGCGGCCGAUGCUACUUUUAUCUUGGACAGGCGAAAUGUCAGUGUGUACCUCCUUACACUGGCGACAACUGUAAUGAAGUGAUGUGUGGUGAAAACUUCUUUGAUCGCUUUUCUGGAAUCAUUGCCUCCCCAGACUACCCGCAGUUGCUCAGGGGAACGGUUCAGUGCCAGUGGAGUAUCACCGUCCCGAAGAACGCGACCAUCAAGCUCAACAUCUUCGACAUGACCAUGGAGUGCGCGACCAGUUUCUGGCAGGUCACGGGCACCGCACUGCAUAAACCAGAAGAGAAGUACGUUUUCUCAUACUGUUUCUAUCUUAAUCUGAAACUACAGUAUGUGCUUCCUAUUCGCUUUGAAAGUUUGACACUUCUAUGA
Soboliphyme baturini is the source of this 417-nucleotide messenger RNA. NCBI's taxonomy places the organism in Eukaryota, Metazoa, Nematoda, Enoplea, Dioctophymatida, Soboliphymatidae. The record is from the annotation of a GenBank genome assembly.